AUGUUAAGAUCUCCACCAUCUGAUUAUCACCGAACUAAUUCGGCUCCACAGAUAAAUGAUACCAACGAUGACCAGUCGCUAAUUGGCAACAUAACAAUUCGUGGAGAAAAACGUCGCCGAUUAUCGAGCGAACAGAUGUUAGAUAUGACAUCCUUUAGGACACAAAUGCAGGAAAUGCUUUCCCAAAUGUUUGAAACAUUUUCAGAAAAACAAAGCCUGCUUUUUGAUGAUUUACAUAUGCGAAUCAAUGACAUCGACACCAAAUUAACUUCGGUGCAAACAUCCAACCAAGAAAUUGAGUCCAAAUUGUCUACCCUCAAUGAGCAAGUCUCUUCGAUGCAAAAUAAACUUUUAGAAAUAGAUGAUGAACAAAAAUCAUUAAGCGACAAACUGAUUAAGCUGGAUAUUAGGUUAAGUGGCGUUGAACGGUCAUAUAAAAAAACCUGUAUCGAAAUAAGAAAUACCCCAAAAGUUUUGAACGAAAAGAAAAAUGACCUUUUCAAUAUGGCAUAUGUAGUGCCCCUAUAA
Messenger RNA from Leptosia nina, 528 nucleotides. NCBI's taxonomy places the organism in Eukaryota, Metazoa, Arthropoda, Insecta, Lepidoptera, Pieridae. The record is from the annotation of a GenBank genome assembly.